AUGAACCCAUCUUUUGCAGGCCCUAGUUCUAUAUCUGAAGUUGAGGUACAAGAUUCUGAGGCUACUCAGGCAGGCUUAGUUCCUGAUGAUGAACCAGGUCCAUCAGUUCCUACAGCACCAGCAAAAGAUGCAUCCCAACCUAUUGAUACCAGAAAAAUAGCCAAACAGGCUAGAUGGUGUGAGCUGCAGCUACAUCUGGAGAAUGAUUUUGAUGCAAGGGCACAAGAGCUGAUUGGAAUAGAGCUUGUUAAAUUCAGAGUGGCCCUAGAUAAGUUUUUGUCUGUUACUCAAAACUUGUUGUAUGAAGAACUUCCAUUAAAUAUAGGACUUAUUCUUCCAAAUGUUGAGGUGUUUGCUGGUGCUGUGAACGAGUUCACGGAACUAAUUCAUGUUUCAUUAUCAAAUGCUUCAAAGCAUGGUGUAAUUAAAUUGUCUUACAAUAAUCUCACUGGAAAAGUCCGUACAAGUUUAGGACAAUUGCAGGGGUUGUACAUGAUCAACUUUGAAAUUAAUAGUCUCGGGAGAAACAUAAGUGGGGAUUUGAUGUUUCUUGAUUUCCUAGUUAACUGCACAAGUCUGCAAGUUUUUAGCUUUGAAGAUAUUUUUUUGGGAGGCGAAUUUCCUAAAACAAUCGACAACCUUUCCACGAGUCUCGCAAUAUUUGGUUUAGUUCAUUAUAUGAUAGUUGGUUCUCUUGCUACCGGACUUGAAAACUUUGUUAAUUUGUCCCUUUUAUCACUGGAUAAUAACAGCUUGAGAGGCAGUAUUCCGGAGUCCUUAGGUCAUCUUCGACGCCUUCAAGGACUGGAAUUGAAUGGAAACUAG
Messenger RNA from Capsicum annuum, 825 nucleotides. RefSeq names its product putative receptor-like protein kinase At3g47110. Lineage: Eukaryota; Viridiplantae; Streptophyta; Magnoliopsida; Solanales; Solanaceae. The record is from RefSeq and is a predicted model, not a curated record. Bases 1 to 825 code for a protein of 274 amino acids. The transcript is spliced from 3 exons.